CGCACUCGAGUAGGUCAUCACAUGACCGGAUGUUUACAUCUACACGUGGUUUUCAACCGAACUAACAGCUGACUACUAGAGUUACACGAGUAGUGUACUGUCAUGGCUACCUUAGGUGUGCUAUAUAUUAUUCUGGAGAAUUUUUUUGACGAUGACCAUGACAUUGUACACUUUUGGAGUCUCAGAAAUUCGACAAUAGGGCAUCUUAUUGCCCAGAGUCAGUUUGCUUCCAGGCGACCAUAUUUGCCUCGGAUAACAGGGUUUGCCGAAGAUAUUAUUAUACCCCAGUUUAAUUCAUGCGACUUUAAAUACCACUUUCGCCUAAGCAGAGAGAUGUUCGAGGAAAUCCUUGUACACAUUGGACACAGGCUAGCUUCAGAUCACUGUGGAGGACUGGUCGAGACAGAACCUACCAAACAGCUGUUAAUAUUUGCGUCUUACAUGGCUAACACCGAGUCCAUGAGAGAAGUUAGCCUGUGCUUCAAUGUUGGUCUUGCAACUGUGCAUAGAAUUAUUGGGAGAACCUGCAGAAUCAUAAUUGAGUGUCUUGCUAAUGUAAUCAGAUGGCCAAGUUCUGCUGAGCAACAAGUCAUCGCUACAAGGUUUCAGCUGAACUACAUGUUUCCUCACACAGUUGGUGUCCUUGACGGAACACAUAUUCGCCUAUCUUCCUGCCCUGGAGGAGAUCCCGAUUACAUAAACAGAAAAUCGUUUCCCUCUAUGCAGCUUCAGAUUGUGUGCGACGACACCCUUCUUCUAACUAACAUCUACACUGGGUGGCCUGGAAGUACCCAUGAUGCAAGAGUAUUGCGGAAUUCCGAGCUGUUUACCAGAGCUGAAGCUGGCAGCUGUAUUGACCCCGAUAAACUCAUCAUAGGGGAUAGUGCAUAUCCGCUAAAGCCACGGCUCGUAACCCCAUUCAAGGAUAAUGGCAGACUGAAUUUACAACAAAGACGCUUCAACCGUGUAUUAUCGUCAGGACGACAGGUUGUAGAGCGUUGUAUAGGACAUCUUAAAGGGCGAUUUCGUCGUUUGAGAGAAAUACCUGUUCAUAAACCUGAAGAUAUUGUUUCUAUCAUAGUUUCAGGAUGCAUCUUGCACAACCUGUGCAUUAUACACAAGGAUGAUGUAGAAAAUUUCAUUGAGGAAGAUGGAAACGGUCAUCCAAACUUAUUUAGAAAUGAUGUGAAUGGGAUUAACAGAAGACUACAAAUUAUGGCAGGACUACCAUAAGUGUAUUUGAUGAAACAGUCUCUCUCAAACGCUGGAACUGACAGUUGCAUUCAUACCAUUACUUUAAAUUUUACAAUAAAAAAUAACAAUAAAAUAAUGAAUAUUG
Messenger RNA from Magallana angulata, 1339 nucleotides. RefSeq lists its product as uncharacterized. The record is from RefSeq and is a predicted model, not a curated record. Bases 103 to 1233 code for a protein of 376 amino acids. The transcript has 3 exons. Lineage: Eukaryota; Metazoa; Mollusca; Bivalvia; Ostreida; Ostreidae.